AUGUACGCCACCAAGAGGGCAGAUAGCACAGAUUAUCGCAAGUCUAGGAUCUUCCAGCACUCCCCCAUCGAUGAAGAAGAUGAAUCUGUCGAAAGAGUGCAUUCCCUCCACGACUUAGGCGAAGACGACAGAGGCCUCUCAAAGGUACAAUCGGACAGGGAGGAAUCUGAUCUUGAGGGCUGGCCGGAAGACUUCGCUGAGGAAGACUUCGCGAACGGUCACAAGAAGAAAGAGGGCACUUAUCGUGAGGGUAACCAGAUCGUCGAUGGUAACGCUAAGUAUUUGGAAGGAGACUUCGACAUGAUUAGUCCUAGCGAGCUUGAUAUCGCCGAGCUGAAUGAGAAGGAUCCUAUGCAGUCCAGACAGAAGGAACGGGUCAUGGUUCCGCGGCCUGAAAACCUGAGGCAUGAGCUGACUGGGUCAACGCAUAUCUCACAGGCUGAUUCAAAGAAGCGGUAG
This is a messenger RNA of Peniophora sp. CBMAI 1063, 459 nucleotides long. The record is from the annotation of a GenBank genome assembly. Lineage: Eukaryota; Fungi; Basidiomycota; Agaricomycetes; Russulales; Peniophoraceae.